This is a messenger RNA of Charadrius vociferus (killdeer), 1163 nucleotides long. It is a transcript of the gene EIF2B2, whose product is annotated as eukaryotic translation initiation factor 2B, subunit 2 beta, 39kDa. The record is from RefSeq and is a predicted model, not a curated record. The coding region runs from base 4 to 888 and encodes 294 amino acids. The transcript is spliced from 7 exons. Gene Ontology annotation, molecular function: translation initiation factor activity; guanyl-nucleotide exchange factor activity. Gene Ontology annotation, biological process: translational initiation. Lineage: Eukaryota; Metazoa; Chordata; Aves; Charadriiformes; Charadriidae. Gene Ontology annotation, cellular component: eukaryotic translation initiation factor 2B complex.
CUCAUGGAUCUGAUCCGGAGAGAGGGCCAGAGGAUGGCGGCAGCCCAGCCGUCAGAGACAACCGUGGGCAACAUGGUGCGGCGAGUGCUGAAGGUCAUUCGGGAGGAGUACGGCAGGCUUCACGGGCGCAGUGAGGAAAGCGACCAGCAAGAAUCCCUGCACAAACUCCUGACUUCUGGAGGACUGAGCGAGGACUUCAGAACCCCUUAUCCUCCCCUCAGAGCUAAUGUUAUCGAAGCUAUUAACGAGCUGCUAAUAGAGCUAGAGGGCACCACUGACAACAUUGCUAUGCAGGCGCUGGAGCACAUCCACUCCAACGAGGUGAUCAUGACCAUUGGCUACUCGCGCACUGUUGAGGCCUUCCUGAAGGAAGCUGCCCGCAAGCGGAAGUUCCAGGUCAUCGUGGCGGAGUGUGCACCGUUCUGCCAGGGUCACGAAAUGGCUGUCCGACUAUCUAAAGAGAACAUUGAAACUACUGUCAUGAGUGACGCAGCUAUUUUUGCUGUCAUGUCUCGAGUCAACAAGGUCAUUAUUGGUACAAAGACAAUCCUGGCCAAUGGUGCUCUGAUUGCUGUGAGUGGGACUCACACUCUGGCACUGGCAGCUAAACACCACUCCACUCCACUCAUCGUGUGUGCCCCCAUGUUCAAGCUUUCACCACAGUUCCCUAAUGAAGAAGAUUCAUUCCACAAGUUUGUGUCACCACAGGAAGUGCUGCCAUUCACAGAAGGGGAGAUCCUGGCAAAGAUCAACGUUCACUGCCCAGUGUUUGACUAUGUCCCACCAGAGCUCAUUACUCUCUUCAUUUCUAACAUUGGGGGUAAUGCGCCUUCUUACAUCUACCGCCUCAUGAGUGAGCUCUACCAUCCUGAUGACUAUGAGCUCUGAUGCCAUGAAGCAUGUCACUCUCCAGACUUUUCCUAUCUUUUUCUUUAGAAAGAUACAACCGCUAAUUAAAGUGUACGUUGCAAAGGCGGGUUGCUGUGGGGCAUCAGUGGGGAAUUUGCUCAGCAAUGUCUUUCCUACACAAAAGCAACUGAAGACAGAGCUCUUGAUGGGUAUUGAUCCCUGUGCUGUGUUAGAAGCCAUGUGGCACUAUUAACCCACUUGGGUUUUGAAACAACAAGGCUUAUGUGUAAAUGUCUGGGGCAGCUAAGCUGUUA